AUGAAGUGUCGAUCUAUGAAGUGUCGAACUAUGAAGUGUCGAACCAUGAAGUGUGGAACUAUGAAGUGUAGAACCAUGAAGUGUCGAACUAUGAAGUGUCGAACUAUGAAGUGUCGAACUAUGAAGUGUCGAACCAUGAAGUGUGGAACUAUGAAGUGUGGAACUAUGAAGUGUGGAACUAUGAAGUGUGGAACUAUGAAGUGUGGAACUAUGAAGUGUGGAACCAUGAAGUGUCGAACUAUGAAGUGUCGAACUAUGAAGUGUGGAACUAUGAAGUGUGGAACUAUGAAGUGUGGAACUACAUGUAUGAAGUGUGGAACUACAUGUAUGAAGUGUGGAACUAUGAAGUGUGGAACUAUGAAGUGUGGAACUAUGAAGUGUGGAACUAUGAAGUGUGGAACUAUGAAGUGUGGAAUGAUGAAGUGUCGAACUAUGAAGUGUCGAACUAUGAAGUGUCGAACUAUGAAGUGUCGAACUAUGAAGUGUCGAACUAUGAAGUGUCGAACCAUGAAGUGUCGAACUAUGGAGUGUGAAACUAUGGAGUGUGGAACUAUGAAGUGUCGAACCAUGAAGUGUCAAACUAUGAAGUGUUGA
This is a messenger RNA of Saccoglossus kowalevskii, 594 nucleotides long. Its product is annotated as keratin-associated protein 4-4-like. The record is from RefSeq and is a predicted model, not a curated record. NCBI's taxonomy places the organism in Eukaryota, Metazoa, Hemichordata, Enteropneusta, Harrimaniidae.